UAAAAAGUAUGAGUAGAUAAACUUAAAAAUAAAAUUAUCGGAGAGAAGAAAUUAGCGAGAUGGAAGGAGGUAAAGGAACUGUUUGUGUAACAGGUGGAACUGGAUUCGUAGCUUCAUGGUUGAUCAUGAAGCUUCUUGAACAUGGUUAUUCGGUCCGGACCACUGUCAGAGCUGCCUCUGAACACAAUAGAGAUCUUAGCUUCCUCAGAAAUCUGCCAGGGGCAUCUGAGAAGCUCCAAAUCUUGAAUGCGGAUCUGAGCGACCCAGAUAGUUUUGAUGCAGCCAUUGAAGGAUGCAGUGGUGUUCUUCAUGUUGCUACACCUAUUGAUUUUGAAGGUAGAGAACCUGAAGAAGUUGUGACAAAAAGAGCAAUCAACGGAACUAUUGGCAUCUUAAAGGCAUGUUUGAAAGCCAAAACAGUGAAGCGAGUUGUUUACACUUCAAGUGCAUCGGCUGUUGUGUUUAAUGAAAAGAAUGUUGAUAUAAUGGAUGAGACAUUUUGGAGUGAUGUAGAUUUCAUUAGAAAAACCAUGCCCAUCGUUGGCUCUUACAUGAUAUCUAAGACAUUAACUGAAAAGGCAGCUCUUGAAUUCGCAGAAGAACACGGAUUGGAUCUGGUGACAUUGAUACCUUCUUUUAUUGUUGGUCCCUUCAUUUGUCCCAAAUUUCCUGGCUCAGUACGCGUCGUGUUAGCUAUGGUCCGGGGUAAUAAGGAGGAGUAUAGUUCUCUUCUCAACACAUCUAUGGUGCAUGUUGAUGAUGUGGCCAGGGCACAUAUAUUCCUCCUUGAACAUCCUGGUGUGAAAGGGAGGUAUAUUUGUUCUUCACACACAAUAACAAUUGAACAAAUGUCUCAACUUCUUUCUGCUAAGUACCCAGAAUAUCCGAUUCCAACAUUAGAUGAAGUAGCAGAGAUCAGAGGUUAUAAAAUACCAGGAUUAUCGUCAAAGAAACUAUUGGAUACUGGUUUCGAAUUUAAGUAUGGGGUCGAUGAAAUGUUCGAUGGAGCAAUCAAUUGCUGCAACGAAAAAGGCUUUCUCUAGUUAAUAAGUUUGAUACAAUAGAUUAUACUAUGACUAUCCGUAUUAUUGUGUAUUCUACCAAGUUUAGAAUCUACAGGUGAAAUCUUAAAGAAUAAUUUGUAUACUAUAUGUGUAAAACAAUGAUAAGGAAUAAUAACUCUUAAGGUCCUGCAAUUUCCUGAAAAUAUAUUGUUGAUGCGUGAUUU
Molecule: messenger RNA, 1228 nt
Organism: Pistacia vera
Lineage: Eukaryota; Viridiplantae; Streptophyta; Magnoliopsida; Sapindales; Anacardiaceae
Product: vestitone reductase-like
Exons: 4
Coding region: 60-1043 (327 amino acids)
Molecular function (GO): oxidoreductase activity, acting on the CH-OH group of donors, NAD or NADP as acceptor
Source: RefSeq, a predicted model, not a curated record